AUGCAAAGCCCACAACCCACUGCAAAAAUUCAACUUUCAGGCCCGGUUUUCAUUGAAGCCCACUACCCAAAAAAAAAACCCAAACUGCGAUCCUUUUUGAGGGUCGAGGAAUAUAAAAGACUACACGCAGACACUUGCGAGAGCCGAUUCAUCGCUACUUUCAGCAGACGACGGAAGGCCGGCAGCCGGCGAGGGAUUUUUGGGCGGAGGGAGUGCUUUCUUCUCUUUUUCUUCACCGUGAUCACCGGUCUUCGUUAUCUCCGACUGAAGGCUCUCCAUUCGACCCUUUUCGGCAGGAAUCUUGUGUCCAGGUUUUGA
Messenger RNA from Linum trigynum, 318 nucleotides. The record is from the annotation of a GenBank genome assembly. NCBI's taxonomy places the organism in Eukaryota, Viridiplantae, Streptophyta, Magnoliopsida, Malpighiales, Linaceae.